CCAACUUUCUUGUUUGCUUCCCACCGGCCGCUGCGUGACUGCGUAUGACGCAUCUGCCGCGUUGAGAGGGGCAGCCUUGUACUUUCGCCUGCCUCUUGCAUGCAACAAACACCACCUGUCCACAGCCGUCGCUGCUGCUGCUGCUUCGUCGUCCCUCACCAACCGCUGCCGUCGUUGCCAGCGCGGAGCCCUCGUCGACACCGACUGCUGCGGCGCCCGGCCGACCGAGCCUUGUUGACACCAGCAGCUGACUGCCGCGAGUGAGGGGUCCCGCGAGUUUGCCUGGCACGACACGUGUGCCCGCCGCUGCGACCAUGUUUGUCCUGCGCAAUGUCGGCAAGCUCAUCUUCGGCUCCAGCGCCCAAGAGUCGCUCAUCGAGCUCCCCCAGGGCCAGCUGUACCUGGUCCGCCCGCUCUCGCCCAAGGGCUACUCGGAGCUCAUCUUCAAGGACGCGGCCAUCCGCAUCCGCCGCACCAACCAAGACUUCCACUACCAGCUCGUCGUGCAGCGCGUCUUCGAGGAGGGCGAGGCCGAGCUGCUGGCCGAGGAGGAGGGCGACGACGCCGAGCUCGACGCCCUCGCCGCCGAGCGCGACGAAAAGACGUUUCUGCUGGGCGAGGAGCUGCGCCUCCGCGCCGAGUUCCGCGAGGGCGAGGAAAAGGUGCUGGCCUGGCGGGACCUGAGCGGCGACACGGGCGACGUCUACGAGUUUGUCUGCGACGCGCAGGUCUCCGAGGCGCAGGUCCGGCAGUUUGUGCGCGCCGCCCAGGAGUGCCAGUACGAGCGCAAGUACCGCAAGCCCCACGCCACGGCCGCCGACGACGACUUUGAGCAGUUUGAGUUUCACCAGGAGAACCCCAUCCCGCCCGCGAGCCCCAUCCACAGCCCGACCCUCGCCCGGUCCAUCGAGUCGGUCGACGACAUGUACAAGCAGCGGACGCCCGCCAACGCGUCGGCGAAGCGCAUCGACGCCGCCGCCGCCGCCGCCGCCGCCGACCCCGUCACGCCCGAGAAGCCUGCGGCCACGGCGGCAACGCCGGCACCCGCCAGCCCGCAGGCGCCGCCCAAGCCCAUCGAAAUGUACGCCGCCGUCACCGCGGAGCUGCACCUCUUCGACCCGCAGCCCGGCCACUUUGUCAUGAUGGACGAGUCCGUCGUGGCGACCGUGUCCGAGGUCGGCAAGUGGGAGUACUGGCUGCAGAUUGACGGCAGCGAAAAGUCGUGGCUGGGCACCCCCGUCGUCGCCGAGUUCAACCCCGUCUUCGACUUCGAGUACCUCUCGUUCGUCUUCAACCACUUUGGCAGCGACGGGUCGGCGCGGUCGUGGCUGCUCCGGUUCAAGGACCAGCCGACGCUGGAGCGGUUCCAGGAGGCGGUCAUGCAGGCCAUCUGGGAGCGGCUCAACGAGACCAAGUGGGCCAAGAUUCAGGAAAAGGAGCGCGAGUACGUGCUCGACUCGUUUGGCGACCUCAACAUGGAGGACGCGCCGCCCAUUGAGGAAGAGGAGGAGGAGGAGGAGGAGGAGGAAGAGGCCGACGAGGACGAGGACGAGGGCAUCCGCAGCGAAGAGUACGACUCCAAGGACGAAGAGGCCGACGAGGACAGGCGGGACGGCGAGGUCAACUCGCAGCUGGCCGUCGGGUACAAGCACGACCGGUCGUUUGUGGUGCGCGGGUCCAAGAUUGGCGUCUUCUCGCACACGCCCGACAACCGGCUCAAGUUCUCGACCAACAUCUCCAAGGUCAUGACGCCCAAGGGCAAGCUCAUGAGCCCGAAAAAGGUGAUGCUGCACAGCGAGGACCGCGACAUGAUCAUCCAGAACAGCGUCGACCCCAACAAGCUGUACCGCAUGGACCUCGAGUACGGCAAGGUGGUGGACGAGUGGAACGUGCACGACGACGUGCCCGUCGUCAACUUUGCGCCCGAGAACAAGUUUGCGCAGAUGACGGGCGAGCAGACGUUCCUGGGCGUGUCGCACAACGCGCUGUACCGCGUGGACCCGCGGCUGGCCGGCAACAAGCUCGUCGACGCCGACAUGAAGCAGUACGCGUCCAAAAACGACUUUUCGGCGCUGGCGACGACGGAAAAGGGCUACAUCGCCGUCGCCAGCAACAAGGGCGACAUCCGGCUCUUCGACCGCCUCGGCAUCCGGGCCAAGGCGCAGCUGCCGGCGCUCGGCGACCCCAUCACCGGCAUGGACGUGUCGGCCGACGGCCGCUGGAUCCUCGGCACCACCAAGAACUACCUGCUGCUCGUCGACGCGCAGCAGCGCGGCGGCAAGAACGAGGGCAAGCUGGGCUUCGAGAAGCCCUUCGCCGCCGACGCCAAGCCGCAGCCCAAGCGCCUCGCCCUCACGCCCGAGCACGUGGCGCAGUUCUACCACGAGACGGGCAAGCCCAUUUCCUUUACGCCCGCAAAGUUCAACACGGGCGCCGGCGCCGAGGAGACGAGCAUCAUCACCGCCACGGGCCCGUACAUUAUCGAGUGGAACCUGAAGCGCGUGCUGCGCGGCGUCAAGGGCGCGUACAAGAUCAAGCGCUACGUCGAGGAGGUCAAGGCCGACGACUUCAAGUUUGGCUCCGACAAGAACGUCAUCGUCGCCCUGCCCAACGAGGUCAACAUGGUGGCCAAGCAGAGCCUGCGGCGGCCCACGCGCGAGAGCAUCAUUGGCGACGUGCGUCUGAGCGGCGGCGGCGGCGGCGGCCGGAGGAGCUCGGCGCGCAUCGGCACCCUCGACAGCGGCCGCUACAAGCUCGGCAAGGACGACAUUGUGGACUCGCCGUACUAGCUCGCCGCCACCGUGUUU
Molecule: messenger RNA, 2807 nt
Organism: Purpureocillium takamizusanense
Lineage: Eukaryota; Fungi; Ascomycota; Sordariomycetes; Hypocreales; Ophiocordycipitaceae
Gene: vid27
Product: tRNA (guanine(9)-N(1))-methyltransferase
Exons: 2
Coding region: 315-2789 (824 amino acids)
Cellular component (GO): cytoplasm; nucleus
Source: RefSeq, a predicted model, not a curated record